GCUGAGUAUCAAUCCUACCACAAACCCUUGCAAACGUUUCUCUUAUGGUAUCAGAGCGGUCGUUCUAAAGGGACACCACAAUGUCAGGCAACACCAAUCCGCAAUCGUCGAGCAGCGAAGCAUGAAUCAAAGAUCCACAAAAUAUGCAGUUUGGAUAGUUUGGAGGAGAAGGAAACGCGACACAGUCCAACAAUGAGGUCGUCAUGUUUGGUAACCCCUUAUACCAGAACCCAAACGAGAAUCUGAGCUAACCCAUCAUUUCUGAGCUGAUGGAUGGGAGUAAUUAUAGUAUGUGAAGUAGAUAUGUGAUGAAUGUGCUGAAAACAAAACAUAAAAUGGGAUUUGUGGAUGGAACUCUACCCAGACCAGUAGUUACAUAUCCACAAUUUCGUUUGUGGGAUGGAUGCAACACAGUUGUACUUACAUGGAUUUUGAAUUCAGUAAACAAGGAUAUUAGACGUUCAGUUAUAAGACAUGAUAAUGCUAAGGUGUUGUGGGAUGAGCUCAAACGAUGAUUUGGGCUACUGAAUGCUAAUAGGCUUAUCAACUUGGAAGAUGAGAUUCACAAGUGUAAACAGGGAACCCUCAGUAUCACUCAAUAUUACACUCAGAUCAAAGGUUUAUGGGAUGAAUAUACUGAGUACAAUCCUAUUGUAGCAUGUAAUUGUCUUCCGGGAAACACAAACCCUUGCACAGCAGUAGAGGCUUUUGAAAGGAAGCAAGAAACGAAUUACUUGAUUCGUUUUCUCAAAGGGUUGAACCCAGACUUUGAGAUUAUCAAGAACAGAUGCUGAUGUUGAAACCACUGCCAACAGUUACUAUUGUAGUUGACGAUCUGUUACAGUAUGAAUAGGAGCUCAAAGCUUAUGGAGGAACCAAAAAGGGGCAGUUAGUAGCCUUGGCAGUUGGAGGAGAAGGAACACGAGACAAUGAGGCAUCAUAUCAGGGACAAGGAAAGAAGUUUUAUCGAUUCUGUAAGCGAACCAAUCAUUAUAUUGAAGAAUGCUGGAGAUGCAAAAAGAAGAAGGAAGCUGCAGAAAAGGAAGGCAAAGGACAGCAUGGACAACAAAGGUUUGUUGGUACUGUCUCUCAGGGAAGUUCAAGUGGGAGUGAGAAUCAAACUGAAGCAAGCUAUAACAGUGAUGCUAGCACUGUAAGUCGAUCUACUCUUGGCUUUACACCUGAGAAAAUUACCAGAUUAAGGUAUAUGUUGCAGGCUGGUACUAAUAUAUCACUGUUGGGGGUGUUACUAAAUACUUCACGCGCGGACUAAAUAAGGGGCGCUCAAUCGGUAACGUGCUCCGGACGAACACCACUACGAAGUAUUUAAAAGCAUGAAACUCCCCAUUGAAGGGGACCUUUUCUCUCUCUUCUGACUUUCCUCUUUCUAUUAUCUCCCUACACUUUAUCUCUCUAUCGAUUCUCUCGACUCUCUCCACAGAUGGACACUGACUUGCUCGUCGGAGCUUAAUCCGGGGGGCAACCCCGGCUCUUUCACAGGUUCUCUCCCUCCCGACGAGAUCGGACGAACGGAUCGUGAGUCAACCCCGCACCAACAAAUAUCAUAGUUCGUGUCCUGAGCUAGUUGGUACAAACAAUCACCUUCCAUGCCAAAUUCCUCACCUUCACCUCCCAAUUCCCCUUCUAUCUGACACCAACCUGUCUCUAUGUCUCAAUAUUUACCACCCUUUCCCAACUUUGCAGGUAAAUAUGUUCUUUCCUCUCUAUCAAACAUAGACAGUAACCACUUAGUCAAUUUCUGGAUCCUAGAUACAGGUGCAUUUGAUCAUAUAACUUUCUCUCUAGCUUUAUUCAUUCACUAGCUAUAAGCGAGUCCAAGACACGUUUGUGCACUUACACUACAAAAAGGCAGACAAUUGUGACGAAAACUUACUGACGACUCAGAAAUUGCGUCGAAAAAGAUGCAUAAUUCUGACGACCAAUAGUUUUCGUCAGUACUAAAUGCAUCAUUACUGCUGCCAGAGUUGAUUUUUCGUCAUUAAUAUGUAUUUUGUGCCAAUUUCAAUUUCCCACAUUCAUUAUUUUUUACGAUUUCGCUUUCCGCGUUAGAAAUACUCAAUAUUACUGACCAAUUAUAAAUUUUCAUCAGAAAAAUGAUUAUUAUUGACGACCUAGAAACGAUUGUGAAAAAAAUAUUACUUUUGACGCCAUAAAUUGUUCGUCAACACUAAUUGGUCAGGAAAAAUUAUUUUUGACACUAUUAAAAGUUCGUAAGUACUAUUUGGCCAGGAAGAAAAUAUUUUUUAAUGCCAAAACUCGUUCGUCAGUACUGUUUGGUAAAAAAAAAUCAUUUUUGACACCAUAGAAAGUUUGACAGCGCUAAUUGGUCAGAAAAGAUUAUUUUUUUACACAAUUAAAAGUUCGCAAGUACUAUUUGGUUAGUGAAAAAACAUUUUUUAUGCCAAAACCAGUUCGUCGAUACUGUUUGCUCAGGAAAAAAUAAUUUUUUACGCCAUAAACAGUUCGUCAGUAUUGUUUGUGAUGGAUCAAAAAGGUAUCGAAAAUAUAGGUCAAUACGGACUAUAUAACAUAGUCAUCAGUAAAUUGUUGUCAGAAAAAAUUUAAAUGAUUGGGAGGCAGUUACCAAAAUCGGAUAUUUAUAAAUAUAUCCCAAUCCAAAAGCAUGGUUAUUGCAUCGAUAAAAAAACACAUAUUAUUUAAGUAAUUAUAAUAAACAUUGCUUUAUAAAAAAUAGAAAUUAGGUAAACUAUAUCGCGAUCUAUAAACAAGACCAAAUUAGUGCUAAUCUUCAAAUCCUGCUCUGGUCCAGUUUAUGAGAUCAUCUCCCUCAUUUUGGAGAGUCACAUGAUCAUCAAUUAAAAUAUUGUCUUCUUGAUAGGCUUCUUCUAAUGCCCCUUCUCCAGAAGACAUCGGGAGCAGAUUAGGUCAGUAAACUUAUGGUGAGUAAUCAUGAGUGACCCGUCUACAUUAGCAUGACAUCAACAUCCCUCUCUCAUGGAAAACUUUUUAAGUCGAAUUUUAAAUUUUUUUUGCACAGAUAAAUCAGAUUAAUUGUG
Messenger RNA from Linum trigynum, 3038 nucleotides. The record is from the annotation of a GenBank genome assembly. Lineage: Eukaryota; Viridiplantae; Streptophyta; Magnoliopsida; Malpighiales; Linaceae.